Messenger RNA from Aspergillus bombycis, 2145 nucleotides. Its product is annotated as transcription factor IIF subunit TFG1. The record is from RefSeq and is a predicted model, not a curated record. Gene Ontology annotation, cellular component: transcription factor TFIIF complex; nucleus. The transcript has 4 exons. Gene Ontology annotation, molecular function: DNA binding; TFIIF-class transcription factor complex binding; RNA polymerase II general transcription initiation factor activity. Bases 1 to 2145 code for a protein of 714 amino acids. Gene Ontology annotation, biological process: transcription initiation at RNA polymerase II promoter; positive regulation of transcription elongation by RNA polymerase II. NCBI's taxonomy places the organism in Eukaryota, Fungi, Ascomycota, Eurotiomycetes, Eurotiales, Aspergillaceae.
AUGGCUACACCUACGAACGAACCAAACGCGCGAACCCCGACAGGUUCAAAUGGACCUCCACCCAUGAGAAUCCGUCGCCCCAAGGCAGCAGAUCCUUUAGUACGACCGAAAAGGAAACCAGCAACCAAACUAGCUAUUCCCGUCUCCGGAAAUGGGCCAGCCUCAAAAGCAGCUUCUUCGCGACCAGCUACUUCCAAUCCGCUAUCUAUGCCUCAUUCUGAGAGAGGGAAGCCUUCUCCUUCAGGAGCUGAUUUCGCCGCCAAUGGUUUUAGUGGCCCAUUGUUAUCCGAAACAUAUACGGACUACCCCUUAGUCACAACAAAGCGCGCGUUGCGGGAAGGCUUGAAACAUCAUAUUGCUAGAUUCGCAUCAAAGAAGACCGUCGAUCCGCGUGACGAAUCCCAGUUCACUAGGCCUGUCCGGCUUCAACGUCGCGAUCCGCGCGCCCGAUCCCAUGGGAUAGCAUCGGAGAAGAGCCAGGGCAUGCAGAAAACAAUGUCUGAAUCUAGCCAUCAUAUGGAUGAGGCUGAGCGUGAAGAGCUAGAGGCGAGGAAAGCCGCCCGUGAGAAGGAACGCGCAGAGAACCUGGCCCAAAUAGCCCCUUCUAUUGGAUCUGCCCCGAAGAGAGCGAACAUGCCCAAGCAAAAAACUCAGCAGGUGUCCAAGACAGAUAUGACUCCCGAGGAGAUGGCGAAGACGCGAAUCAAGUAUGAAGAGGCUUUGCCGUGGCAUCUAGAAGACUUCGACAACAAAAAUAUAUGGGUGGGGAACUAUGAAGCUGCUCUGUCCGAAACGCAUGCGGUAUUUAUACUUGAGGCUACGGGGAAAAUGAGAAUGAUUCCUGUGGAAAAAUGGUAUAGAUUCAAUGCUAAAAAUCAAUUCAAAGCUUUGACUAUUGAGGAAGCGGAGAAGUUCAUGGCAAAGAAAGUCAAAGAUCCGCGGUGGUUCAUGGAGAAGCAACAAGAACUAGCUCAACGAAAGGAAUUGGAGCAAUUCGCUAAACAGCGGAAGGUAUACGCUGGUAAACAAGGAACUCCGUCUGGAGUUGAGGGGUUGGAGGCUGAUGAAAUGGACUUCGAAGAAGAUCGAUUUGCUGAUGAUGAAGAGCAUGAUGACCUGUUCAACGAGGAUGAGGAAGCAAAAGCAGCGGAGAAGAGAAUCAAGAAAGACCAGUUGAAAGCCAAUGUCUUUGACCUGAAAGAUGAGAAAGACUAUGAGCAAGAGGAAUUGAGAGAAAAGAAAGAAAAGGAGGCUCGUCGUGUGCUUGGAAAAAAGGUUCGAAAAGCAUUACAAAAACGAGAAAAGAACUACGACUAUAGUAGUGGAUCUGACGUUAAUCCUUAUUCAGACGAUGAGAGCUCUGAUGAUAGCGAGGCUGAAAGAUUGAAGGAGGAAGAACGGAAAGCCGAGGAGGAAAAGAAUAAAAAGGAAGCUACGACAUCCUCCAAGGGCAACAAUACGCCAUCCGGCCGCCCUAAGCAUACCGAUCCCUUGAAGAAAGGCACGGCAUCUGCACCACGGAAACGGUUGGGGUCUCCCAACGUGUCGGAUGCGAGUGGGACAGACACUUCCCGCAAAAAGGGUAAAAGCAAGGAUCUGUCCUCUCAGCCUACGCCUCAGCCAAGCUCGCGUAAUAUGUCUCCAGUCGCAUCAUCGCAAAUGCCACUUGGCAAGAAGCGUGUUCGAAACGUACCUCUUGGAGGUGCAGGUUCCGGGAGUGAUGCCGAUGGCGGCGCAGGUUCCGGCGGCGAGAUGAGCGAAAGUGGUAAAACUAAAAAACUAAAGCUUAAUCCUCCAGCAGUCUCUCAGGGUGGAACUCCCCAGGGAUCCAGGGCAGGAAGUCCCACUCCCCUGGCAGGUAAAGGCUUUUCGGGAAGCCGUGCUAGCAGCCCUGAGUCAUUCAGAGGGCAAACUCGUGUUUCCACUCCAGUACUCGCUGGAAAUCAAAGCUUCCCUACGCCCGCGGAGAUUCAUGCUGCUAUUCCCCCCUCGGGUAUACUCAGUAGUGACCUGCUCAAAAUAUUCCGUCCCCGUAUUGGUGAGUCAAAGGAGAACCACCGAAAGUUCAUAGCGAUUGUCAAAGAUGUGGGAGUUUAUGGCAAAGAAGAUCGAUUGCUGCGACCCGGGACGCUGAAGGAGAGUUGA